CUCAAGCACACACAUAUUUCGCCAUGGGUCUGUGAAAUUGUGUGUGUAUAUUCCUGCAGUCAUGUGUUCAGACUGAGCUGAGUCACAAGCUGAGAGAAAAAGAAACGACACAAAAUAAAGAGAUAGAGGAAGAGCACGAGGGGGAGGGUUUCAAAUCAGUUUUGCAUUCACAUAAAGGAGGAAGACACACUCACAGGGAGUGAAAGAGAAAGAGAGAGCUUACGAGACCACGAGAGGAGCCUGAUGGGAAAAAAGGAGAAAGACAAAGCAAAUAUAAAGAGAUAAAUAAAUGACAGUUAAAACAGUGGGAGGGGCCUAACAAGAAAAAAAAGGAGCGAAGGUUGUGGCAACAGCAGGCAUGACUGAGAAGAAACUGAGGCAGACACAAUGAGAGAAAUGAAGAGAUGGAUUUGCUGUCACAUUCACACUCUGUUCUUCAGCAGUUAAACAUGUUUGCUGUAUUCAGAAACUAGCAAAGCUUGCAGGCAGCAGUGGAGUCAGCUGUGAAUGCUAUCGUGUCAGUUGCUGUGCUUACAGGUUUGCCGAAAGCAUCGACUUGAGACAAGCUGGGCCCUGACCAAAGCAGGUUCUGUCACCAUGGAGGAGAGGGAGCGGCAGUGUAAUGGAGAGGAAAGAGGUGAUGUUGAAUCCCCCACAGGACAGUCAGUCACGGCAGGAGAACCAGGCACAGCGUCCACAUGGAGGAAUGGUCAGUGUGUGGCGUCUGUGUCCACAUCCACAUGGAUCACUCCAACGUUUGACUUCUCACACUGCAGGACUCUUCUGGAAACCAAAGGCUUCCAGAUUCCAGCAGAAGACUUUGAGGGUCCACUUCGUUUAGCGCUGGACCACCCGUCUGUCAGAAGAUACCUGCUUUUCAACUCAAACAUUUUUAAUGUCAUCAUGGCAUCCGUCUUGUAUGUGGUGCUGUGGUGCGCUGUGUACUCUACCAUUCACAUGUACCUCGAUGGCAGCACAGCAGAGUUCUGGGUGCUCUGUCUGUGUGUCAGUCUGGUGUCCGUGAUCCUCACCUCCGCCAUCAACCUCAUCUUCCACUACAGCAACAGAGAGAUCAACAUGAACACAGACGUGCGGUUGGUGGGGGUUAAUGAGCACACGGUCAGACACAAGCUGCUGUUGGGAGUGGCUGACUGGGUCCAGAAAUGCAGAGGAAACCUGCAGCUCUUCUGUGUGUACUGGGACUUGUCCCCAUGUCUGAUAUCUCUGACUGAAGCGUUGAACGACACGAGUUUUGUCAGGGAUCAAGUACAGAACAAACUCAAGAAAAGAAUGUCCCACCUAGUUCUAGUGACCGAGGUCACGACCCUGGAUCCCGAGACUGGAGUACAGGACGAGGAGCUUCCAGAAGAAGAGCAGCCGCUGCUGGUGGAGGGACGAGAGCGAAGCGCAUCAACUAGUCAACGGGAAGACUCUAAACUCACCAAAAACUUCAGCUUGAUGCCUGACACCACUCUCUCAAAUCAGGUGAUUGCUCAGCAGCUCCUGAUGACCUACAGUGCACUUUAUGUCAGACUGCUGGUCUCAAACAAGCUUCCUGCUCCUCCCCAGCGGCCUACAGGUGCAGGGAAAAAUCAUUCCACUUCCUGUCUGUGUCUGUGUGAGUACGUGGAGCUGAAGGUCCUGCGGUAGACAGACUAUAAUGACUAUCAAAUCUCACAUUCAAAAGUAUUAGUCAUCCAUUUCUCUGGGAUGAUUGUUUUGCUGUCAGUUAUGAUAUAGUCACAGACUGUUCCUGCUGCUCUUGAAACUGUUAUGAUUUCAUCUGUGUACUGAAAUAUAUUUUUGUUUCCUGACUUGUGGUUCUCUAUUUAUACCAUAUGCUCUCCAUGUGUGAAAGAAUGAAGUGACAGUUGACAGUUCUUGUAUUAACCAGACAAACUGACAAGACCAUCAGUCGCACUGAUCCAAAACCUUGCUCAACAUAGCUGUAUUUUUUUUUUAAAUCAUGACUUUAUCUUUAUGAGAUUCUGAUUACACUGUCUCAACCAGGUACAAAGCAACAAGUGAUAAAAAGUAAUCACCUCAACAUUUAUAAACAUGGAUUUUUGCAAAUUUCCAGAUGAUACAGGAUAUAUUGAACCAAGCAAAAAUUUAGGAUGGUCAAAGGACUUGAGUUUAUCAGUACCUUCGGUACCUUUCGGUAUUGGCUUUGUACAACAAUUUGUAGUUAUAAAGUUAUUACAGUUUUUUUUAAUUGGUUUGGUACUAUUUUC
Messenger RNA from Sinocyclocheilus anshuiensis, 2234 nucleotides. RefSeq names its product transmembrane protein 268 (gene tmem268). The coding region runs from base 508 to 1650 and encodes 380 amino acids. The transcript is spliced from 11 exons. The record is from RefSeq and is a predicted model, not a curated record. Lineage: Eukaryota; Metazoa; Chordata; Actinopteri; Cypriniformes; Cyprinidae.